Phragmites australis (common reed) is the source of this 1343-nucleotide messenger RNA. RefSeq names its product chitinase 10-like. Gene Ontology annotation, biological process: cell wall macromolecule catabolic process; carbohydrate metabolic process; chitin catabolic process. The transcript is spliced from 2 exons. Gene Ontology annotation, molecular function: chitinase activity. The coding region runs from base 74 to 964 and encodes 296 amino acids. The record is from RefSeq and is a predicted model, not a curated record. Lineage: Eukaryota; Viridiplantae; Streptophyta; Magnoliopsida; Poales; Poaceae.
CCGGCACGUGCGCACACACAUACAUGAACGCAUUAAACACGUCCGCCGUGUUCGUGCCCUUCAGGACUUGCUAAUGGCGCGCCGGGUCCUCCCUGCCAUCGUUCUGGCCUUCACGCUGGCUGCCUCGUCGUUCCUCUCCAACGCCGGCGUCGCGGAGGCGGCGUGGUGGAGGUGGGAUCGCUUGUUCCCUAUCUGCGGCCACGGCCACGGCCACGGCGACGGUCACAGCCGGGUCGCGUCAAUCGUGACGGAGGACGUAUACCGUUCCUUCUUCAAGCACAAGGACGACGCCGAGUGCCCUGCCCACGGCUUCUACAGCUACACCGCCUUCCUCCGCGCCGCCGAGAGGUUUCCCAAGUUCGGCGCCGACGGCGACCAGGCCACCCGGAAGCGCGAGGUGGCGGCCUUCUUGGCGCAGAUCUCCCACGAGACGACGGGAGGGUGGGCGACCGCGCCGGACGGGCCGUUCGCGUGGGGGCUGUGCUUCAAGGAGGAGAUCAACCCGCCGAUCAACUAUUGCGACGCCAACAACACGCAGUGGCGAUGCGUUCCCGGCAAGUCGUACCACGGCAGAGGACCCAUCCAGCUCUCCUGGAACUUCAACUACGGGCCAGCAGGCAAGGCCCUGGGCUUCGACGGGCUCAACAAUCCGGAGCUGGUGGCCAGCGACCCGGAGGUGUCGUUCAAGGCGGCGCUAUGGUUCUGGAUGACGCCGCGGGCGCCCAAACCGUCGUGCCACGGCGUGAUGGUGGGGCGCUACCGGCCCAGCGCGGCCGACGCCGCGGCAAACCGGACGGCGGGAUUCGGGCUGACCACCAACAUCAUCAACGGCGGGCUCGAGUGCGGCCGCGACGACGUCCCGCAGGUGAACGACCGGAUCGGGUUCUUCCGCCGGUACUGCGGCCUCCUCGGCGUCGACGUCGGGCCCAACUUGGACUGUGCUCACCAGCAGCCCUACUCCUAGUCCUAGCUUGUGCUGUGCUACUAGACAUGCAUGUCUCUCUCUGUUUUACUUUCUCUUACCAACGAUAAAUAAAGUUGGGGCUGCUUACAAAUCGGAUGAAGAAAAAAAAAGCAUUUGAAUCCAAUCGACUUGAAAGAACGUGCUAUGGAAGCAUGAGUGCUCAGGACAGGUGAGCAUACAUCUGACGUUGCCACAUUGAAUAUCAGAGUGGCCGACAAGUGCCAUCCAUGCAGGUAAUGCCCUGGUACUCUACGUAAAUAGGGUAUUUGGUUGAGGUGAUGGAUCCUGGAGCCAAACAACUUGGUUAGGUUUGGCGUUAGGAUAGGACGAUGACCUAUCAUCACUCCACUCCUCAAACCGAACACUCUAAAUAUGUAUG